AUGGCUCUUACGCUAUGGAUGGACUUUGGACCGGGGCUGAGUGAAGAAGAUUUUGACUGGAAAUAUCGUGGUCUGUGGGGAACGCCGCCUCUACCAGAGCACAUGUCAGUGGACGCCCGUCGGCGGUUUGAGGAGGAUUCUAUUCAGGCUAGGGCUCCAAAUGCUGUGUCAGUGGGAGAGAGGUAUUGGAGGAAUGUUGCUUGGAUCAGAGGGAAGAGAUAUCAAGAAUUGAUGACUGACAAGGGUGAUGGAAUCUACGUGUUGCACGAAGAACCCGGAGAGCCCAAAGCGAAGGCACGUUCUUCUCGCUGUAUUAUUAUGUGA
Molecule: messenger RNA, 324 nt
Organism: Penicillium brevicompactum
Lineage: Eukaryota; Fungi; Ascomycota; Eurotiomycetes; Eurotiales; Aspergillaceae
Exons: 1
Coding region: 1-324 (107 amino acids)
Source: RefSeq, a predicted model, not a curated record